UUAAUAUAAAUAGGUCCCUGGUAAACUUCCAUACUUUUUCGCCAUGUACUACUUGUUUCACCAAAUCUGCAUCUCUUAUUGGAGGGGCAGAAAUAGACUCCCUCGCUACAGCCAAUCAAAGUGCGCCCUAAAACAUGCAUUCUUCCCCAACGAUUGGCUAACCUCCUCGCGCUGAUAGUCAUCUUUAUUAUCCAACUGUUGUAAGUAUUUUUCUAUCACCGGAGGAAGAUUCUUUACCUCUCCAGAUACCUAAGACCAUCAGAUACGUAGGUGAGACAUGCCUGCGGUCCCCUCCCUUAAAGACAGCAGCGUCCUGGGCCCUGUGUGCCCGCACGCUGCCAGGCUACGCGUCACCAACGGCAAUGGGGACGCCAACGGAUCCUCCAAGGACCAGGAAGGGCUGUUACAACUCCCAACCAAGGGGGGCGUCAGAGACAAGCUAGAGGUGGACGUGACUGGAACCAUCCAGGCGGUGGGGGAGAGGAAGUGGAUCCGUCCCGACCUUCCCAGCCGGUGCACCUGGAGACUGGGGGGCAACCACGCCGACUCCCCCCACACCCAUCCUCAACAGACCAAAGCUCCUAAAAUCCUCACCAACAUCCUCCGGAGGAUCGGUGACACCCCGCUGGUGCGCAUGAACAAGAUCCCCAAGACCUUCGGCCUCAAGUGUGAAGUCUUGGCCAAGUGUGAGUACUUCAACGCGGGCGGCAGUGUGAAGGAUAGGAUCAGUCUGCGUAUGGUGGAGGAUGCAGAGAGGGCAGGACAUCUGAAACCAGGAGACACCAUCAUAGAACCCACCUCAGGCAAUACAGGUAUCGGUCUGGCCCUGGCUGCAGCUGUGAAGGGUUACCGUUGUAUCAUUGUCAUGCCUGAGAAGAUGAGCAUGGAGAAGGUGGAUGUUUUGAGAGCCCUGGGCGCAGAGAUCGUCCGUACUCCCACCAGCGCUCGUUUCGAUUCACCAGAGUCUCACGUGGGCGUGGCUUGGCGUCUGAAGAACGAGAUCCCCAACUCUCACAUCCUGGACCAGUACCGUAACCCUAGUAACCCCCUGGCCCACUAUGACACCACAGCAGAGGAGAUACUGGAGCAGUGUGAUGGGAAAGUGGACAUGCUGGUGGCAGGCGCUGGCACAGGCGGCACCAUCACUGGCAUUGCCCGCAAACUGAAGGAGAGGUGCCCAAACAUCCAGAUCAUCGGUGUGGACCCUGAAGGCUCCAUCCUGGCUGAACCAGAGGAGCUGAACAAGACAGACAAGACCCAGUACGAGGUGGAGGGCAUCGGAUACGACUUCAUCCCCACUGUACUGGACCGAUCAGUGGUGGAUAGCUGGUACAAGUCCAACGAUGAGGAGUCCUUCAACAUGUCCCGUAUGCUGGUCAGAGACGAGGGCUUGCUGUGUGGUGGCAGCUCGGGCACGGCCAUGGCAGCGGCGGUGAGGGUGGCCAAGGACCUGAAGGAGGGCCAGCGGUGUGUGGUCAUCCUGCCAGACUCCAUCCGCAACUACAUGACCAAGUUCCUGAGUGACAAGUGGAUGUUUGAGAAAGGCUUCCUGAAGGAGUCAGACAUCAUGGUAAACAAACCCUGGUGGUGGAACCUGAAGCUGCAGGGGUUGAACCUCUCUGCCCCUCUGACCGUCCUGCCCACAGUCAGCUGUCAGAAGACCAUCAAGAUCCUGAAGGAGAACGGCUUUGACCAGGCCCCUGUAGUGGACGAGGCUGGGCUGGUCCUAGGAAUGGUUACUCUGGGGAACAUGCUGGCCUCUGUGCUGGCUGGGAAGAUCAAACCCUCAGACCCAGUCAACAAGGUGAUCUACACCCAGUUCAAACAGAUCCGUCUGACUGAUAACCUGGGGAAGCUCUCUCGUAUCCUGGAGACGGACCAUUUUGCCCUGGUGGUACACGAACAGAUCCAAUACUUGACGGACGGCUCCCCCAGCCUGAAGCAGAUGGUGUUUGGUGUGGUGACGGCCAUCGACCUGCUCAACUUCGUCACGGCCAGGGAGAAGAGGGAGAGGUCCUUCUCUGAGUGCAGUGACCUGUGACUGUGUCCCCGUGACGGCUGGGUCAUGUGCACACAAACACCUCGUGUACACACACACAUGGAACACACGUUAAUUACACCUACAGUUCACAGCCAUACACAAACACACUGUGAUAUUAACGACAAUAUAAAGAAUAUGAGGUCGUAUGAACUUGAUUGAUGGACAAACUGUUGUUGCAGCUUUCUCAUAUGACAUGUGAGUCAUUUAGCAGAUGCUCUUAUCCAGAGCGACCUACAGAUAGUGAGGACAUACUGUUCCCCCCCCAACUGGUCCCCCGUGGGAAUCCAACCCACAACCCAUUUCCAUACUGGUCCCCCGUGGGAAUCCAACCCACAACCCAUUUCCAUACUGGUCCCCCGUGGGAAUCCAACCCACAACCCAUUUUCAUACUGGUCCCCUGUGGGAAUCCAACCCACAACCCAUUUCCAUACUGGUCCCCCGUGGGAAUCCAACCCACAACCCAUUUCCAUACUGGUCCCCCUGUGGGAAUCCAACCCACAAUCCAUUUCCAUACUGGUCCCCCGUGGGAAUCCAACCCACAACCCAUUUUCAUACUGUUUCUCCCCAACUGGUCCCCCGUGGGAAUCCAACCCACAACCCAUUUUCAUACUGUUUCCCCCCCAACUGGUCCCCCGUGGGAAUCCAACCCACAACCCUAGCGUUGCAAGUGCAAUGCAUUCAUAUGAAAGUCUUAAAUCCUCGCUAUAUUUUGCGAGCUUGAUCAUAGAAUGUAGACAGUGCCUACAGAGGGAAUUGCCCUGUUGCUUUGUAAUGUGUAUUUAAAUGAUCAGACUGUACCCCAUCCCAUGUACUGAAUCAAUAAUUGUGAAACCAAUCUUUACUGAAAAAAAUGGUUUUAAUUGUGAAAACAUCAAUCAACGCAUUUCAACGCUAUGCAUAAUGACACAACCCUGCACAAUUACAACAGGUUUGAGAAACAGACCUGUAUGUUGAUGUGUUUUUUAAAGGUUCAAUGCAGCUGUUUUUAUCUGGAUAUCAAAUCAUUUCUGGGUAACAAAUAAGUAUUUUACUGUGAUUGUAUUCAAUUAAAACAAGUAGUUUCUUAGCAAAGAGCAAUUUCUCAAGCAAGACUUCAGCUAGGACAGUUUGGGUGUGGUCUGAACUAGAAGCACAAGCAUUUCGCUACACUCGCAUUAACAUCUGCUAACCAUGUGUAUGUGACAAAUAAAAUUUGAUUUGAGUGGGGAGGGGAAAACUCAAAACUAGCUGUUGUUGGAAGAGAGGUAUGGAACAUUUUGCUGUUGGUCUAUUAAAAAAAAUUGUAUGGCAUGAUGUCACCAUGGAGAGUCUAAACUCCCGCCCAUACAAACCUGCUGAUUAGAAGGCCCUGUGUAGAUUGCAUUUUCAACCAGCAUCUAUCAGGAAAUAACACUGUCAGUGUCAGUUUCAUCAGCUGUAAGAUAUUAAACACAGGAAAAACAGAAUUUUCAGAGUGUGUUUUUUUUUCUGUAUUUAUACGCUGUCGCACCAAAACAGGUUGUGAUUUCAGGCGGUCUUUUCAAACAGCUCUUACCCUACAAGGGCAUCAGAAUUUUCGCGAUUCACAUUCGAGUUAUUUAGCAGACGCUCCUAUCCAGAGUGAUUUACAGUAAGGAGUUAUUUAGCAGACGCUCCUAUCCAGAGUGAUUUACAGUAAUGAGUUAUUUAGCAGACGCUCCUAUCCAGAGUGAUUUACAGUAAUGAGUUAUUUAGCAGACGCUCCUAUCCAGAGUGAUUUACAGUAAUGAGUUAUUUAGCAGACGCUCCUAUCCAGAGUGAUUUACAGUAAUGAGUAAAUACUUUCAGUCAAUCUAAUGUAUUUAUUAAAGCUCUUUUUAUAUCUUAUACAAAAAACUCAAAGAGCAAGCAGUGCAGAUGUAGAACAUAUUAAAUGUGCCGUACUCUUCAACGUUAUACUUAAUGAAAAACCUGAGGUUUUGUUCUGGAAUGGUCAAAUAUGUCUAGCUAGUAACUACCAAAAUAUCAUGUUUUACAAAUAUGUCUAGCUAGUAACUACCAAAAUAUCAUGUUUUACAAAUAUCAUGUUUUACAAAUAUGUCUAGCUAGUAACUACCAAAAUAGCCUUUUUGACAAGAUCAUAUGAAAUAGAAUGAUUGAUAUACCAGUAUAAUACAAGGGCAGAGAUAAUAUGGUGUGCCAACAAUGUAUUUGUACGGUUGUUUAUGCUUUUCACUUUGGAUGUAUCAGAGUAAAAAGUCCUAUCGGGAUUUGUGUGCUAUAAAAUCACUUUAUAAUCUUAUGAAAAAUAAAGUUGUUAAAACAUCUCUGAA
This is a messenger RNA of Oncorhynchus keta (chum salmon), 4332 nucleotides long. RefSeq names its product cystathionine beta-synthase a (gene cbsa). Bases 278 to 2041 code for a protein of 587 amino acids. Gene Ontology annotation, cellular component: cytoplasm. The transcript has 15 exons. The record is from RefSeq and is a predicted model, not a curated record. Gene Ontology annotation, molecular function: cysteine synthase activity; cystathionine beta-synthase activity. Lineage: Eukaryota; Metazoa; Chordata; Actinopteri; Salmoniformes; Salmonidae.